Molecule: messenger RNA, 2637 nt
Organism: Schistocerca serialis cubense
Lineage: Eukaryota; Metazoa; Arthropoda; Insecta; Orthoptera; Acrididae
Exons: 7
Coding region: 61-1371 (436 amino acids)
Source: RefSeq, a predicted model, not a curated record
UCUGGUAACGAUCAGCUGUUGUUGUUGUUGAUGGUAGCUCACGCUAGUUUGUGACAGGUUAUGGGCAUUUGCAUUUAUUUUGCUGAAGCAUUGACAGCAGUUGCUAUACUGCAUGCCUUGGAAGUCCGAGUGUGGUUAUGGCAAUUAACAGAAAUAUUAUCAACUGCACUUCCUACACGAUGGCCUACGGUCAGCUUGUUGUCAUGGACUUUCGUGGGACUUCUAUUUUGGGCCUAUCUGUACCUGCUGUAUUACAGAAUGGUUCAGUUGCUACUGAAGAGGAUGGAAUUCAUUGAACCACAUAGGUCCCUCCUGGUGCAAACAUUUUGGAAAGCUGGAUUUCUGUGUUGUAGCGUCACAUACUUUAUAACGAAAUUCAUUCUCGACUAUGGAACCAAUGUUGACGAUUGGCUUCCUGAACUUGUUAAACAAAACAUUUUUCAUGGAAAUGAUCCCGUCGCACCCUGUUCGAAGAAAUAUUUUGGCCUAUAUUGUGCGUUUUAUGUACAUGAUCUGUGGAUGACAACUUCGAGAAGAGGAUUUAAUCUAACAAGUUCAACGAAACUUUUCUUUUAUCUGUUUGUGUUGACUGCGCAUUUAAUGAGGUGUGUGAAGGCUGCAUACCUGUUUGUGAUCUUAAUGAACAUUGAAGCAUUACCAGCAUGUGGUGCAGCAGCCUUUGUUCUGUUUGACCGGCCUGUGUGGAGAGGUGCAUUUCGUAUAGCAGGAGUCGGGGUGAUAUCCCGUAUACUAUUUGCAGCUCACGCCUUUGUAUGGGCGACAAACAUGUUCUUCCUGCUGCCUACCUUGUUGCUUUAUCCAGCUGUCACAACAGAGGUGAGGCAGCCGGAUGUUCUUCCUCUUAUUGCACUCAAUGCAGUCCUGUGGACAUUCUACUGUCUUAAUUUUGUGACGUCACCGAUGUGCCAUCUCAUUUACCUGUACCUGCAAAGCUCGACACCAGGUGUGAAACACAGAUCAUUGUUGGACGCAGCAUUAUUUCCUCCUGAGACUGACGUGAUUAAAGAGUUGCAGAGGAUACGAGAGGAGGUACGAGCAACUCGGAACCGUAGAGCGAAAGAAGCUGCAGCUGGCAGAAGGUCAGAACACCACAGUGGCUCAGUGACAGCAUGUGAUAUCAACAGGCGAGGACUGAAACUCUACCAGACAAUUAAAUGUGUGAUGGCGGUGAAGCGCCGCCUGAAGCGGCAGAGGGAGAUGCAGCAAGCACUUGCAGAAGAUGAGUCCUCGGAGUCUCCCACCACCACAUCACCAGCUGAAAGCUCCCCCACCGAAAGCUCUCCUGCUACAUCGACUCCAGACACACCACUAUCACCUGAUUUCCCUGUUUCUGAUGAAACUGAUGCCUGAAUCUCUCUUCAGUUUAUGGAAUAUGUUAUAACUAGUAACUACAAGUUUGACAGGCCUAUAGAAAAUGAGAGAAAACCUAAAAAUUCAGAAUUGUUUUCUACACUUACACUUUUAUUGUUGCUAUCAAUAAGCAAUAGACAGGUGAGAAUUGAGAGCUGAAACAGGGGGAAAGAAAAAAGUCUCAGUUCAUACUGAUAGUGUAUGAAAGUGAGGCAGUUGCUGAACAAAGGCAAAAUUUUACUAAGGUAAGAGAGAUGUCGUAGAAUGACAUGCAUUAGAAAUUUUGUAAGUCUGUUUUCUCAAGCAGGUCUCUUAUAACGUGUGCUUGUCAAGUGUCAGAACGCAUAUUUUUCACAUGUGUUGAAACUUCCUGUUUCCUUUGUGAAUUGAUGAUGCAUUUCAUGACUUGAAGAAACUCUGCAGUCACAUAGCAAAUUACGGCAAUUUCUGGGGUGUGUGUUCUUGCUAUGGACACUUUGCUUUCAUCUUCCCUUCAGAAAAAAUAAAUAAAAAUAUUUUAAUUUGUGUAAGAUUUGCGAUGUUGUAAUUUUCCACAUGCUUUAAAAUGCUUGUGUUAUGGGUGUUUCACUAGCCAUUAAAAAUCUUAUUUUGGACAACAACAAAAAGUAGAGCAUUAAUCUACAGUAGUGGGUUGGUAAUAAUGAAUUUGAAGAACAUUAUUUCUACCAGUCUGUCCUUUUAAAACAGUACUUUAUUAUGCACUACUAGCUAGUUUGUGGUGUUGCUCAUUCUCAAACAAGUCGACAAACAUCCACCACAUACCAAAUUGAAAUGUAAGUCAGAAUAUAAAAACUUCUAUGGCUGCAUUGGUACUUGAACAGCAGUUGUUGUGUGGCUUGUAUUUCAUUCAUAAUCUUUUGGAAUAAAAUGAGAAACAGUGCUAGAUGCGUAUAUUUAAACGUCAGAUAACAUGUUGGGCACAUGGAAAGUAAAAAACUGUUUCUUGAAAUUCCCCUCAGGUCAGUAUAACAUACAGGUUGCAUUUUAUGUAGUUAUCAUGAGUGAACUGGGUUAGAAGAAAUGAAAAUAAAAGCUAUAGGCUAUAUCUGAAAUGGACUACCUUUCUGGAAACAUUAUCUUAGAAGGGAGUGGAGGAAGACAAAUCAACAGUUUAAUCACAGAAAACAAAUAACAAGGCCGGAAGGUUAACUAAAGCCUUAACUUUCAAACAAAGAUAUAAUUUAGUGUUGAAAUCCAAGGGAUUAAGUCUGGCAGAAAUUAAAGAACACCCCCCCCCCCCCUCCC